UCCCACGUUAAGCAAACUCAGCGUAGCUGGAUGUUAAGUGCAGCUCAACGCCCCCUCCAACUCCAAGAAUUUAAGAUUCAGUAGCCCAUAUAUAUAGCUAUACAUAUAGACGUCCUGUUUUAGUCUCUUCAGUCUUCGCUUUGUUAUUAUCGCCGUCGCCUUCUUCACUUCAAUCGACCAUGCAAGUCCUUCAAUCUUCAUCUCUUCGAGCUUCCUCUCUAAACCCUCUCCAAAACCCCAAACCCAAAUCCCAUUUCCCCCAUGUAUCAAGACUCCCUCCCAGGCCGACCAAGAAAUUCUCUCCCAUCACCGCUUCAUCGCCCACCCUUUCUGCUCCCAAGCGCGAGAAGGACCCCAAGAAACGGGUAGUUAUUACGGGCAUGGGGUUGGUUUCCGUUUUCGGGAACGAUGUGGAUGCUUACUAUGAUAAGCUGCUGGCUGGAGAGAGCGGGAUCGGACUCAUCGAUCGUUUCGAUGCUUCCAAGUUCCCCACUCGGUUCGCCGGUCAGAUCCGGGGGUUCAGUUCUGAAGGUUACAUUGAUGGAAAGAACGAUAGGAGGCUUGACGAUUGUUUGAGGUACUGUAUUGUUGCUGGCAAGAAGGCUUUGAAAGAUGCUGAUCUUGGGGUCGAUAACUUGUCUAAAAUCGAUACGGAGCGAACUGGAGUGCUUGUUGGAACUGGUAUGGGUGGUCUUACAGUGUUCUCUAAUGGAGUUCAAAAUCUGAUAGAGAAAGGUUAUAGAAAAAUAACACCAUUCUUCAUUCCUUAUUCUAUAACAAACAUGGCAUCUGCCUUGCUUGGAAUUGAGCUUGGUUUCAUGGGUCCGAAUUAUUCAAUUUCAACUGCUUGUGCUACCUCCAAUUACUGCUUUUAUGCUGCUGCUAACCACAUCUGUCGAGGGGAGGCUGAAUUGAUGAUUGCUGGUGGAACUGAGGCUGCAAUUAUUCCUAUUGGUCUUGGAGGUUUUGUUGCCUGCAGGGCAUUGUCUCAAAGAAAUGAUGAUCCUCAAACUGCGUCAAGGCCAUGGGACAAAGAUCGAGAUGGCUUUGUUAUGGGUGAAGGUGCUGGAGUAUUGGUAAUGGAAAGCUUGGAACAUGCAAUGAAGCGAGGUGCACCGAUUAUUGCUGAGUACUUGGGUGGAGCUGUUAAUUGUGAUGCUCAUCAUAUGACAGAUCCAAGAGCUGACGGUUUUGGGGUGUCUUCAUGCAUUGAGAGAAGUCUUGAAGAUGCCGGUGUGUCCCCUGAGGAGGUUAAUUACAUCAAUGCACACGCAACUUCAACUCUUGCCGGUGACCUAGCCGAGAUAAAUGCUAUUAAAAAGGUAUUCAAGAAUACAUCUGACAUCAAAAUCAAUGCAACAAAGUCUAUGAUAGGGCAUUGUCUGGGUGCAGCAGGUGGUUUAGAAGCCAUUGCCACUGUGAAGGCCAUCACGACAGGAUGGCUGCAUCCCUCGAUAAAUCAAUUUAAUCCAGAGCCUUCUGUUGAGUUUGACACCGUUGCCAACGAAAAGCAGCAGCACGAGGUUAAUGUUGCAAUUUCGAAUUCUUUCGGAUUUGGUGGACACAACUCUGUGGUGGCGUUUUCGGCCUUCAAACCAUGAAAGUCUGCGUCACUUGGUUCUGCAUUUGUUAGGAAAGAUGGACAGAUAAUGAGCUGUUUAUCCCUUGUCCAAGUUCGAAUUCUUUCAACUUUUUUAUGAUAAAUUUCUUACGUUUUGGUGUUGUAAUAAUAAUUUUAUCUGAAA
Hibiscus syriacus is the source of this 1745-nucleotide messenger RNA. RefSeq names its product 3-oxoacyl-[acyl-carrier-protein] synthase I, chloroplastic-like. The record is from RefSeq and is a predicted model, not a curated record. Gene Ontology annotation, molecular function: 3-oxoacyl-[acyl-carrier-protein] synthase activity. Lineage: Eukaryota; Viridiplantae; Streptophyta; Magnoliopsida; Malvales; Malvaceae. The coding region runs from base 180 to 1601 and encodes 473 amino acids. The transcript has 7 exons. Gene Ontology annotation, biological process: fatty acid biosynthetic process.